Molecule: messenger RNA, 2843 nt
Organism: Micropterus salmoides (largemouth bass)
Lineage: Eukaryota; Metazoa; Chordata; Actinopteri; Centrarchiformes; Centrarchidae
Product: polymeric immunoglobulin receptor-like
Exons: 7
Coding region: 177-1466 (429 amino acids)
Cellular component (GO): plasma membrane
Molecular function (GO): transmembrane signaling receptor activity
Source: RefSeq, a predicted model, not a curated record
CUACAGCUACUAUUACUAACUUCACCACGUUUCCAACUGUUGGACAGAAUCUUACAUACUGGUGUGAAUAUCCAAAAGAUUCUUUUAUAAACAAAUUCAUCUGUAAGGGAGAAGAUCCAUCUAUAUGUAAACCUCUAUUAAGCACACAGCGCAACAAGACCAUUGGGAGGUUUUCUAUGAAGGAGGAACAAGAUAAGAGAAAUAUCACCAUAACAGUGAGAGACGUAACAACAGACGACACUGGGACAUACUGGUGUGGAGCAGAAACCACUGACAAAACACACAGCAACAAAUUCUUCGAAAAGCUGGUGAUGACUGUAGGUCAUGAGGUCUUGUCUAAAGUGAAGGGAUGCCCAGUAGGAUGGAUUCAAUUCACCUGCAAAUAUCCAAAACCAAAUGUAACAUAUGAAAGUAUUGAUUUAGUUAAUCCCAAAGAAACCAUACGAAGUGCUCUAAAGAAUGUGUGGGAAAACAACGGCAGAGUUUUCCUGUACCAUGAUCCAAAAAAAAAACAUCUCAGGGUGGCCAUUAAUAAAACUGAACAUGAGAACUUUGGGAAGUACACCUGUAAAUUUAACCAACUACCUGACUCAUGUGACACAGUGGAACUGGACUUGGACGUUGAGACAGACGGCUGCCAGGGACAAUUUAUUCAAACUGCGUACAGAACAGCUAAAACCACCAUCACAUGUGAUUACACAGGAAACAAAUACAAGUUCUUCUGCAAACAGAAAGGUUCAAUCUGUGAGGAUAUUUUAUCAACAAAAUCCUCUCUGAAGUCAAAGGGGACAUUCACUCUCACAGAAACCAAGAGUAGCUUCAGCGUGUCCAUCAGUAACGUGUCCUCACAUGAUGCUGGUGUCUACCGGUGUGGAGUGGAAACACAUGAAGGAAGUUACAGAGCUGCUCUCAGAAAGAUACAGCUGGAAGUUAAAGCUUCUAUUACUAACUUCACCACGUUUCCAACUGUUGGACAGAAUCUUACAUACUGGUGUCAAUAUCCAAAUUAUACUCUGAUAAACAAAUUCAUCUGUAAGGGAGAAGAUCCAUCUAUAUGUCAACCUCUAGUAAGCACCGCACAGCACAACAAGAACACUGGGAAGUUUUCUAUGCAGGAGGAACAAGAUAAGAGAAAUAUCACCAUAACAGUGAGAGACGUAACAACAGACGACACUGGGACAUACUGGUGUGGAGCAGAAAGCACUGACAAAACACACAGCAACAAAUUCUUCCACAAACUGGUGAUGACUGUAGUGUCACCGGCCGUGUCAACAAAUCCCCCUGCAACCUCUUCACCAUCUGUAACAAAGCCAGCUACUGUUUCUUAUGGUGGUUUUGAUCGGACAUCUGUGUUGACGAUUGCUGUGGCCCUCUCUUUGGAUGUGCUGCUGUUGCUGCUUAUGCUCACUACAUAUUUUGUCUACACACGAUUUGCAGGUUUUAAGAAUACAAGGACAGAAGCAUGAAGAAAAUCAAAGAGAAGGAAAAGAAGUGCACUAGUUUACUUAUGCUAGAUUUCAAAAGAAGCCCUUUGUAAUAUUCCUGUAAUAUCCCACAUAUAUUCUGUAAUUUAGACCAACUACUAAUGUCACCAUAACAGUUUAAAAUAUUAAAUUGAUAUUUCUCUGUCAUUAAUAUUGUUUAACUUAUAACUAAAUCAUUUUAUCCACAUUUAUCAUUUAAUAGUCUAACGUGAGCGGUGAAACAAGACUGAUUUGUUUCUUUUAAUACAGUGAAUUAACACUACUUUAGGAUAUGCCUAUAUGAGUCGUAUUUGGAGGUUGGUAAAAACAAACUAUGUUGUCCUUUAGGUUGGAGGACUUGACAAAACAUUCCCUAUAAAGUAUUAUACUGUUACCACAUGAGCUAAUGAUCAGAAACCCACUGUAGACCACAACGGGAAAUGUGUUACUGUAUGAUAUAAUGUAUAUGGGAAUGUUUUAAAACUUUAACUAUUUAUACAAUAUUGAUAAUAGCUAUUGUUCUUUUAAAUUUUUUUUUACAUAAAAUCCGUUACUCAGACCUGUUUGUAUUUUAACUUACAGUGUUGAGCACAUUUUGAAUGGAGAGUUCUCCAGACUCCCAAUUUAUGCCACUGCCAACUUUCCCACAAACCCCUCUGCCUCGCUGCAUUACUCCAGCAUCAACUUCCAAACAGCUCUGACAGAGUUGGUGGUGAGGCAGUGAUCCUCAAACCCAGCUCUGCUGCCUGAAAAUAUUCUACUGUGAAGUAAAAUCCAGCCUACUGUAGAGUCAGCCAGCCGUCCAGCUCUUCAGAGGAUCCUCUCUACACAACAGUCAACGAGGCUCAGCAGCACCGAGCAACGAUCAUCUUAUCUCAUUACCUGAUCUAACUUAUCACAGAUACUGUAUAUUGUUGACCUGGUCUGAAUGAGAGUCCCAGAAAUAAAAGAAAAUCCUUUCCCUGCAAUUCAGUGAUAUUUUUAUGUGAAAACUUGCACACUGAGAACAUAUUUUGAGAAAAUAUUUUUGACGACUACAUUGACCAUUUGAAUUCACAUUUAAUUUCCAGAUAAAGUGGCUAUUCCUCUUUUUGUUUUGGUCAGUUAUUUACUCAUUUAGUGACGUUAAACACACCAACUAGACAACUGCACUGGGAUCAAAUCAUUAUUUUACAUUGCCUUGAUGGCUGAAAUGGUGCAGUGGAUAAGAUACAUGCCUUUGGUGUGAGAGACCUGGGUUCAAUCCCCCUCUGUGACCCCUCCACUGAUGUGUCCCUAAGCAAGACACUUAACUCCUAGUUGUUCCAGAGGCGUGCAACCUCUGACAUAAAAAGCUUUGGAUAAAAGCGACUUAAUUUAAAGAAACUGUCUUAAAACUGG